Messenger RNA from Cryptomeria japonica (Japanese cedar), 1504 nucleotides. RefSeq names its product ricin B-like lectin R40G2. The record is from RefSeq and is a predicted model, not a curated record. The transcript has 8 exons. The coding region runs from base 194 to 1267 and encodes 357 amino acids. Lineage: Eukaryota; Viridiplantae; Streptophyta; Pinopsida; Cupressales; Cupressaceae.
CUUUAAGCCUUUCAAGCUCCCAAUCCACAUGUGGCGUAAUACUCAAUCUUCCAUACGCAAUUUCGCUAUAUAUACCGUCACCUUAACUGGUUAUGACACAAUACUCCCCUGUUUUAGUUCAGCUCGUUACAUACGAAUUCCUGUUCGUAACACUAUUUUAUAGCUUUUUGGUUCUCAUCUCAGGAUCACGAAAAUGUUUGAAGAACGUCACCAAGCGUAUGGUGAGGUGGUGCCUCCUCACGCCCCUUAUGGUUAUGGAACUGCUCAUCUCCCACAGGGAGACACUGUGAAGAUCUACUGUGAGGCUAAUCCUGACUACUCUCUUGCCAACUUUAAUGGCCAGGUGGCCAUGGCACCUGCUAAUGAGUCUGACCUAAAUCAGCAAUGGAUAAUGGACACUUCAUGGAGCGUGAAGGCCAAGGAUGAAGCAGGAUUCCCUGCAUUUGCCUUGAUAAACAGGGCUACAGGCCAGGCUUUAAGGCAUGGACGUGCAGAGAAAGAAAGGAUUACCUUGGGUCCAUACCACCCUGAUGAUUUGAAUGAGGCUGUUCUGUUUACCCAGAGUGCCGAUGUGGGUAGGGGUUAUCAGUGCAUCAGGCCGGUGAACGACAUUAGCCUAAAUCUUGAUGCCAAGGUCGACGAUGAUGAACAUCACGGCGGCCUUCAUGAAGGGGCAGAGGUUGCUCUGUUCAAAUGGAACAAGAAGGAGAAUCAGAAAUGGAAGAUCACUCCCAUCUUGAGCUCAUCUGGAGGAGGAUGUGGAUCUGGUUCUUUAUACCCUCCUGUAAAUGAAGAGGAGCUUCAGGGUUACGAUGUUAGGAUUUACUGUGAAGCUAAUCCAGAGUUUUUCGUGGCGGCCCGAGGUCAUGUUGCAGUGCUUGCUCUAGGAAGCCCACAUGAUCCCCACCAGCAAUGGAUCAAAGUGGAUUCAUGGGGUCUUAAAGUGAAAGAUGAAGUUGGAUUCCCAGCCUUUGCCUUAGUGAAUAAGGCUACCAAACAGGCUCUCAAACAUGGAGAUCAAGAGUGGGACCAGAUAUACUUGGCAGAUUACAAUCACAAUAAGUUGGAUGAAUCAUUGCUGUGGACCCUAAGUUCAGAUGUUGGGAAUGGGUAUCAAUGCUUUAGGCCAGUGAACAACAUCCAUCUAAAUAUGGAUGCAAAACAAGCUGAUGGUGAAGAAGGUGGAAUCUAUGAUGGAAAUGAGCUCAUUCUCUUCAGCUGGAAGAAGCAAAGCAAUCAGAAAUGGAAGCUGCAGCCUCUUAAUUAGAGGAAGUAUUAUAUACUUGCAUGCUAAAUAAAGGAGCAGCAGUUGCAGCAGCUUAGAGUUGUAUUUUGUCAUAUGGACUGUUUAGCAUCAAAGGCUACAUAGUGUCUAGUUCAUGUUGUAAUGGAUGUAAAGUAGGUAAGUAGAGCCUAGGUCUUGGGGGAUGUAAAUAAAGCGUGGUGUGUUAUGAUUAAUGUUGAACUUUAUCGAUAUUUUAUGCAUCAAUUUUCUAUUUUUUUA